CUCAUUACAUAUUCAAGCUCAUUACAUUCCUGAUCAAUAGUUGCUUUUAAAAUAAUCAUUCCAUCAUUUUAUUUUUUUUUAAUGCAGUAUGCUUCAAUGGCUUUCUUCUACAAAGGUGCAGAACCAAAGAACAACUAAGCAGUCUUUCUGUGAGAGUGGUUUAGGAAAAGAGCAUUUGCUGGUUGCUGGAUGGCAUUCAUACCCCCUUCCUAUCCCAUCAGUAUGUCUAGUUGCUGCUCUCCCAGUUGCUCACCUUGGGUAAAGGACAGCAUUUCUAUAGAGGGAUACUGGAUACAAGAUCCUCAUCGCUUUUGCAGUUCAGGAUGGCAUAGCUUGCAUGAGUAUUGUGUCAAGUGCCUCAUGACUAUUUUAGGUUUAUUAAGCUCAUUUCAGUGACAUAAGCUAGCAGUGAUGUGGGUGAACCUACCUUUCGAAGUGUUUUGCUCCCUGGUCUCACAUUUGUUUGAGUGGGGAACAUGAGAUCAGGUUCUGUAAGAAAGAAAAAAUACCCAACACUUUGGUCUUGGUAGAAUACUGUACUUGUAUCACUUCAUUUUGACUUCGGUAUGACUGUAAAGAUUUAAAAUAUAGUAUGAUUGCUUAAGCAAUGUGGUUCCGACUGCAUUUUGUUUCUGGUUACAGUUCUCUAAGAGAAAGUUAACUUACGCUAGGCAAAUGCUCAGCCAGUGAUAAACAUACAACCAAUUGAUUUUUCCUGGCUUAGCUAGUAGUGAAGAUGUUUUGAUUGCUGAUUUAGAACCAGGAGAAGCAUUAUAAUUCCACAUUUUACUAUUAUUGCUAGCACUCUUAAUGGGGCCAACUACCUAUAAUGUUCUUGCAUGGCUGAAAUGGCUAAAGUGGCCCUGUUGCUGGGAACUACAUGUAUGGCAGUUACUGUUGCUGACAACUGUGUUCACUGAGGUCAGUGGAAAGACUCCCAUGACUUCAUUGAGUUUUGAAAUUGAGAAACCGAAUCUAAGUUUGGAUGCUUAUGAGACAUCAUACUGGAUUGUCAUUGAAUCAUUCAGCCAAAUAUGUAGGUAUUUUUAUGUUUCUUAUGUAGCUGUACUUGAUUUUAUGAAGACUUAAUGCUAACUGCAAAACAAUACUUUCCAGGCAGAAAAGCUGCAGAGUCAGAUCCAUAGUUCUUCAAAACCAGUGAUGUUUUUCUGCUGUGAUGUGAGGUAGUUUUUACAAAAUAAGAAUACAAAAUAAUGUAGAUGAUCCUUACAUUGCCAUAUUUAUGGGCCAUUUAUGGGCCAGUAUAUCUCUUGUCACCUUUUUAUACUGUAUUUGCUUUUAGAAUAAAAGCACAAGUGUUCUCAAGGCAACUCUGAAAACAGGUGGACAUUAAUUAGAAUCGUUUAGGCUGAAAACAACAGGAUCACAUAUCAAAAGGAUCACAUAUCAACAUCUGAAACUUGCAGCAUGCCUGCAGAAAUGCUGUAGUGGGGGCCCUGAUAAGUUAUGCCUGGAGCAAUUAAAAACUGUCAUGCUCAUUUUCAGCAUACAUCACUAUGUAAACGAAUACCAUCUUAUAAAAUAUGCUUGUGUUUUUGUAACCAAAAGAUUGUGAAAUGCCAGUUUUGGACCCAGACUUCACAUUGUGACAGUGCUUGGAUCCAUUUGUUGUGACAUGUUCAUCGCUAUUUUUAACUUUGGUAAUAAGAAUUUAAUCUUAUUUGUUACAAGCUCCAUCAUACUGAAGACAUUCAAAAAGCUUUAUAGUACAUAAUGAAUAAUGCUGGUCAGUAGCUUACAAAGCCUAUAUUUUUUUCCCCUCCAGAAUGCUACCAGAUAUGUGUAAAGCCCAUACCCUAUCUGCUUCCCACAUACAAUUCAAAAGCAGGAUACAAAGUACUGAAAACAAAUGAGGGGGGAGGUGGGAGAAGUCACACCAUAUUUGCUCCUGUUGUGCAAGCAUUUUACUUCAAAGCAGUUCCAUUACUUUCUUAUUUGUGGAAAGGAUGGCGUGAGCUGAGAUGCCCAGACAGUUUCCAAAGUUGAACAUCUCUGAGGUUGAUGAGCAAGUACGACUUCUAGCAGAGAAAGUAUUUGCUAAAGUUCUCCGAGAAGAAGACAGCAAAGAUGCAUUGUCACUAUUCACUGUGCCUGAAGACUGCCCUAUUGGGCAGAAAGAGGCCAAGGAGAGGGAGCUGCAGAAGGAACUGGCAGAACAACAGUCUGCAGAAACAGCUAAAAGGAAGAAAAGCUUCAAGAUGAUUCGAUCCCAGUCUUUGUCAUUACAAAUCCCAUCUCAGGAAUGGAAAGCGCCAUCGACCAAUCCUGUUCUGUCUCCUGCAACACCAGUUGUUCCAAGUGCUUUUCUGCCAAUUCAAGUGCCAUACAAUGUACCAGAGUUUCAGAGAGUUUCAAUUAGUGGGGACUACUGUGCAGGGGUUACAGUUGAUGAUUAUGAACAAGCUGCCAAGAGCCUGGUGAAAGCUCUUCUCAUUCGAGAAAAGUAUUCUCGUCUUGCCUACCAUCGCUUCCCAAGAACAACAUCUCAGUAUUUGUGUAGCAUGCAAGAUGAAAAAUGGAGGGUUGAAGAUGAAGUGUAUCCAGAUUUCCAUUCACCCCCAGAAGAAAAUGAAGAUCCUUACAAUCUUGAGGAUGCUCCAGACAAUUUGGAUUAUGUUAUCAAGAUAAAAGGUGGCAUUCCCUUUGUUUACGAUAACAAAGAAAUGAUGGAACUCAAUGAGCCUCGGAGUCUGCCAUAUCCUGACCUUGAGACAUAUACCCUUGACCUGAGCCACGUUCUUGCUCUUAUUGCAGAUGGUCCAACAAAAACGUAUUGUCAUCGGAGGCUUAACUUUUUAGAAUCUAAAUUUAGUUUACAUGAGAUGUUAAAUGAAAUGUCGGAAUUUAAAGAAUUAAAGAGUAAUCCCCAUCGAGACUUUUAUAAUGUGAGAAAGGUUGAUACUCAUAUCCAUGCUGCUGCUUGCAUGAACCAGAAACACUUAUUAAGGUUUAUUAAGCACACAUAUCAAACGGAGCCGGACAGGAUUGUUGCAGAGAAGAAAGGCAAGAAGAUGACUUUAAAGCAAGUCUUUGAAAGCCUUCACAUGGAUCCUUAUGACCUCACUGUAGACUCUUUAGAUGUCCAUGCAGGUCGUCAAACAUUUCAUCGAUUUGACAAAUUCAAUUCGAAGUACAAUCCAGUUGGUGCCAGUGAGCUGAGGGACUUGUAUUUGAAAACUGAGAACUACAUUGGUGGUGAAUAUUUUGCUCGUAUGGUCAAGGAAGUAGCCCGUGAACUAGAAGAAAGUAAGUACCAGUAUACAGAACCCCGCUUAUCCAUUUAUGGACGGUCUCCAGAUGAAUGGCUGAACUUGGCAAAAUGGUUCAUUAAGCAUAAAGUUUAUUCCCCUAAUAUGCGCUGGAUAAUUCAGGUUCCCAGAAUCUAUGACAUAUUCAGGUCAAAAAAUAUUCUGCCUAGUUUUGGGAAGAUGUUGGAGAACAUCUUCGUACCUUUGUUUGAAGCAACAAUCAACCCCAAAGACCACAAAGAAUUGCACCUUUUCCUCAAAUAUGUGACUGGCUUUGACAGUGUUGAUGAUGAGUCCAAACACAGUGGCCAUAUGUUCUCUGACAAAAGCCUUAAUCCUGACCUCUGGACCAGUGAGAAGAAUCCCCCAUAUAGCUAUUAUUUGUAUUAUAUGUAUGUGAACAUCAUGUUGCUAAACAACCUCAGAAGGGAAAGAGGCAUGUGUACUUUUCUGUUUCGACCGCACUGUGGAGAAGCUGGGUCUAUCACACACCUUGUAUCAGCCUUUCUGACAGCAGACAACAUUUCUCAUGGAUUGCUACUGAAGAAGAGUCCUGUCCUCCAGUAUCUUUAUUAUCUUGCACAAAUACCCAUUGCUAUGUCCCCACUUAGUAACAACAGCCUGUUCCUGGAGUACUCGAAAAAUCCACUACGGGAGUUUCUACAUAAGGGACUUCAUGUCUCUCUCUCCACGGAUGAUCCUAUGCAGUUUCAUUAUACAAAGGAAGCUCUCAUGGAAGAAUAUGCUAUUGCAGCCCAGGUGUGGAAACUAAGUACCUGUGACUUGUGUGAAAUAGCAAGAAACAGCGUACUGCAGAGUGGAUUGUCAGAUAAGGAAAAACAGAAAUUCUUAGGGGUGAAUUACUGUAAAGAAGGGCCUGAGGGAAAUGACAUUCGAAAGACAAAUGUUGCACAGAUCCGGAUGGCCUUCAGGUACGAGACACUGUGCAAUGAACUUAGUUUCCUGUCUGAUGCUAUGAGAACAGAAGAGAUUUCUACUCUGACAAAGUAAUUAUAAACUCAAAGAAACCAGAACAUCCCACUCCUAAGAAGGAAAAAUUGCUGACUAACAUUAAAUCAUCUGUCUUUGAUGCUACCAAGACAUAACUGAACAGUACAGAGAAAAAGAUUAUCUAUUUAUGGAAGGUAAACAGUGUUUGCCAUUAUUUUUAAUGCAUUAUUCUCAUUGCAAAACCUUCAGUUUUUAUCAGCAUUAGGCUUUGUAAGAUGGCUGUAAAUAAAAAAUGCAAGCUCAGACUCAUGUAAUAUUUGUCUCAUGCUGUCUUAACUGUACACUGUAUUGUAGCUUGGAAAACAACAGAGAAUAUUCAUAGCACAUCUGUGAUAUGCACCUUACGAUUCUGCAGAUGUGGACAAUACACAUCCAUCUGGUUUUGUCCUGCUAGUCUCAGCAGCAGUCAUGGCAUUUAGCACUUGUAAGUUUAACCCUUUAUCAUUAGCAGUUUGUAUGGGGUGCAUAAUUUUGAGGCUAGCCUUUCGUUCUGGAAGGUGUUCUGACACAGUUUUUAUCUUAAUGUUUCAGACUGGAAAACAAGAAAAACAGAAUCAGGUAGUCUUGUUUAAUGACUAACUACUUCCUGUUGUCAUGUAGGAUAUCUGUGAAGAACAGCAGAUUAAUGCUUUUUAAUCUAGUAAGUAGAAAACAGUGUCAAAUUCAUCACUAUUGUAUGUUGUAAUAAUGAGUCUAAUUAUAUCAUGAAAACUUUGCCUUGAAAGGUGAGAAUACUUUUUUUAUUGGUUUGUAAUGGGAAUAUGUGGAUAUGCCAGUUUAAAUUACUUAGAAAUUCACACAAAUAAUUUUGGUUGCAUGUAAAGAGAAAUUUUUUACUUGAACAAAGGAAGUGUUCUUAUGAAUCAGUGGUAGAAACUCCAGACUUGGGUUCUGGUCCUACUUCUGACAUCUUUUUUACACAUUUGCAUUAGUUUGUAUUUUAGUUAGUUAGAGUUGAAUGAGAAGUCAAACUGGCUAUUUGUACAGAAGCUAGCCCACUUGAAACAUGGCAUUUCAAAUUAUGUUAAACUUUAUAUUUAUGACAGAGUGGCUAGUAAAAUACAGCUACCGGAAUAUUUAUUUAUCACUUUCACCCUUUUUUCUAUUUGCUCAUCCUUCUUAAGAUACAGUACUACACAUUCAGAAAAGAUUAAAGGUUAUAACAUGAUAGCAUUUAUGUACUGUGGAAACUGCAUGUAGUUUCACACCCAAAAAAGAGUUGAGGCUAGGGGCAACACAGGAUGUUGAUGCCUUUAAGUCCAACAUUACACUUCUUGAGACCUAGAUUCCCUAAGCUACGAUAACAAGCCUAUGGUUGGAGCCUUUGGGAUCUCAUGUAAUACAGAGGGAGGUUAGGCAGCUUCAGACAGUAACUGAAAAUUCACCUACAAGAAGGGCAAAUAAUGAAUACUAACGAGUCAAGCCUCACUAGACUUUGAGCCCUGUAUGUUUUGCAUCAGACAAUGUGUGCCACUUCAUUCCUUAGGCUAUGCCCUUCCUCCAGGGUUUGGUCACCUACAUCCUUCCUUUCAAGAGCUGAUCAGGUCUCACUUCCCCUUGUAAAUGCAGCCAGAAGUAGCAGUGGUGACAUCACCAGUAGCAAAUGACUCAUUAAUGGCAUAAAUGUAUAUAGGCAUUGAAGACAUACACUCUCCCUUUAGGCUGUGGCACGUCAAAGCAGUACCUACAAGGACAUGUUUUAAAUGUACUUGCUGUCCUAAAAUGGUGAUUGCAGGGAAAUGGCACCAAAGUAAGGGAAGGAGGAGUUCCUUAUCACCUCCUAUAACUGUGCAGCCCCGUAAGAGCCCCACAGGAGACUAAACCUAAAGAGCUUUAGGAAGCAGCCUGGAAGUAAGCCUGCUCUGAGGGAGACCAAGGCACAGGAACAGAGUUCUGGCCAUCCAGUCACUAUUACAGUGUGUCAUGCAUAGGGGCUGCAGUGAUUGCAGACAUUGUUAAUCUAAAAUAUGGUUGCAUAUUGACAGGUGGUGGGAGACUUGACUUCAGCUCUUCAGCUACCUAGCCUAAUGUCUGCAGUGUUCAACUGCUGCCAGACUUUGUACUCCUAGUGCAGCUAAAAAACUGCUACAGCAAAACUGUGCUACGCUGCUCAACUGUACAAUAAUGCAAUGGUCCAAAGUUCUUAAGUCAGCAGUGCCUGUUGGCUUCACUGUUAAACUUCAGCAGUUCAUAUAAUCCAUUACCAGGAUUGAUGAAUGUAGUUUUCUUAGGACAAAGUCUGAAAACAGUGGUUCAAACAUUUUAGCUGCAUAAAAUUCAGAUACCUUGUUUUCUUUAGUACAACUUACUAAUCAAUUCUUAUCAACAUAACAUUAAUUACCUGAGAAAAGCAUCUGUGUCCAGGUGAAAUAAGUAACAUGCUUGGUUUGAAGAACCUAAAUUGUAAGUAUUUUCAUCUGACAAACAUUACUGUACUUGGAUUGUUUCACCUUAAUACUGCUACUAGUGUCGCUUUUGUUGUCACUUAGAUCUCUUAUUUAGUUUUAUUAUUAUUAUACUAAAUUUGUGUAUGUUUAAUAACUUUUCAUCUUUCCUUACCUCAAACUCAUCAGGUUCUAAUAUGUCUGUAGCUCUUACUAAAGAAAAAAACACAAACUGGAUUUGAAUAUACAGUUAAUGGACAGUAAUUAGGAUUUUGACAAUAAUAACAUGCAAAUGGCCACGAGCACAGUCUGCUUUCUGGGCUUCCAUGUGUGCUGCUGUUAAGUUGAGCUAAUAGUGUUGUAUUUAGGGGAACAAACCUGACAUCCUUUCAUGCUUCCAUAACUACACCUCUUUUGGUCAUCUUUUAAUUAGGCAAAAGUUACUGAUUCUCAAGUUUAGUUUAAAAUUCAGCUGCUUUUUUUUCCAAGUUGCACUUUUGUUCUAGUGUAUGGCUGUUCAAAAUAACCUUGCAGUCUGAGGAUAUGUGUAUAAUGAAGGGCAGGUCCAGUGUGAACUACAUUUACUCUAAUGCAAGACAGGGCAGUAGCUGAUUCUCCUUGCCCCCCCAGUGUUGAGACCAAACCUGGUUACAUCACAGCUUGUGUUUUACUCAGACAAAAAGGGACUUGGAAGAACAUCAUUGUAGGUGGUUACUGGGGUGGGUGUUGGCUUCAGAAUGGGAGACUGUCCUAUUUUCUCAUCAUUUCAUUGGUGUUAAGGUUCAAACAUUAUUCAAGAUUUCCUUAAAUAUUAGCUCAGAGCAUUUUAUACUUUCAUGUAAAAUGGUUAAUUAUGGUUAUUUGAUGUUUACAACAUAUCUAUCAGAACAGUUUCUAGUGAUGCUCUUCCAUUCUGUUAUAUUCCUUUAGCAAACUUCAGGCAUUUGCUCUGCUGCUGGGUUAUGCAAGUCCACCUCAGAGCCACCUUACCUUCUGCUGUCAUUUUGUUCUUUGUCACUAAACCUUUCUGUUCUAUUUGCCUAGUUAAAAUCUAAGUCUGAAAAAGGUGGGUGGGGGGAAGGAUGUCUGUAAAAACUGCUUUUUCUUUCUGUGCCUGGGUUAAAUCAUGUUUAUCUUUUGCCUCUUGUGGAAGCAUUAAACAUUAAAACAAUAAAUAAAUUAUAAAAUAA
This is a messenger RNA of Neopsephotus bourkii (Bourke's parrot), 7854 nucleotides long. RefSeq names its product adenosine monophosphate deaminase 3 (gene AMPD3). Gene Ontology annotation, molecular function: AMP deaminase activity. The record is from RefSeq and is a predicted model, not a curated record. NCBI's taxonomy places the organism in Eukaryota, Metazoa, Chordata, Aves, Psittaciformes, Psittacidae. Gene Ontology annotation, cellular component: cytosol. The transcript is spliced from 15 exons. Gene Ontology annotation, biological process: IMP salvage; AMP metabolic process. The coding region runs from base 1983 to 4280 and encodes 765 amino acids.